AGCUUUUUGGAAAUUAGUCAACAACUUCAGAAAUGGCCUGAAGUCAAAAGAAAAAAACGAAGAUCAGUUGUAAACGAAGAAGCUGAGAGGAAAGGAGAUUUUUAGAGGGACAGAAAAGGAGGGGCGAUGUUGCUUGCAGUUCUCAUCUCGAAUUCUGUGGGCAAUAUCCUUGUGGAAAGAUUCAAUGGAGUUCCAGCUGAGGAGCGAUUGCACUGGCGAUCUUUCCUGGUGAAACUGGGAGCCGACAAUCUCAAACACGCCAAGAACGAAGAGCUCUUUGUCGCUUCCCACAAGUCGGUUUAUAUCGUCUAUACGGUGCUUGGAGAUAUCUGCCUGUAUGUUGUUGGCAAGGAUGAGUACGAUGAACUAGCUUUGGCUGAAGCCAUCUUUGUGAUAACGGGGUCGAUCAAGGAUAUCUGCAAGAAGCCACCAACAGAACGUACUUUCCUGGACAAGUAUGGAAAGAUAUGUCUAACUCUGGACGAAAUCGUCUGGAAGGUAUGUAUUACUUUUCUCUGCUUUCUUGUUCUCUUGACACUGCGAAAUUGAUGUUAGAACUGCUAAGGGAGGUGAAGGUAGUCUAUGGUUUGUCCUAGCAGCAGUGUUUAUAGCAACUUUCACAAGUAUCCUAGAUAAUCCUAUAGGCUGUAGAAGGACAAUGGUGGUGGAUCAUUUGAUAAUUAGAGAGCAACUUCUUCACUCUACUUCAGGGUAUCUUGGAGAACACGGAUAAAGAAAGGAUCAAAAGGCUGGUGAGAUUGAAGCCUCCCACAGAAUUCUGAACUGUGGACGUUGGAGUCUCAAACUUCGUCAACAUAUAUAGGGCUUGUGAAUCAGUUUCCUGGUUCUGAUGUGAAACGUACUACAGAUGUUGUAUUCUUGGAUUUGUCUCCAGUUUCUGUGGCUCAGUUGCUGUGACUGUGAUCGAUGAAUUUUUUACUUCACGGAUCAUUAGAUGCAUAUGGAUGCUUAAUAUGUCCAGUCAAAUUGUGAAGCUGAAGUUUGAAAAAGAAUGGAGGAAUUCAAAUUCUGUUUGUUUGAAUUUCUCUAUUGUUCUUCUCAGUAAUCUUCUG
This is a messenger RNA of Linum tenue, 1073 nucleotides long. Lineage: Eukaryota; Viridiplantae; Streptophyta; Magnoliopsida; Malpighiales; Linaceae. The record is from the annotation of a GenBank genome assembly.